AUGCAGGUACAGCCUCCUCAGGUACAGCCUCCUCAGGUGGAGCCUCCUCAGGUACAGCCUCCGCAGGUACAGCCUCCUCAGGUAGAGCCUCCUCUGGUGGAGCCUCCUCAGGUACAGCCUCCGCAGCCUCCUCAGGUAGAGCCUCCUCUGGUGGAGCCUCCUCAGGUACAGCCUCCUCAGGUACAGCCUCCUCAGGUGGAGUCUCCUCAGGUAGAGCCUCCUCAGGUACAGCCUCCUCAGGUACAGUCUCCUCAGGUAGAGCCUCCUCAGGUGGAGCCUCCUCAGGUACAGCCUCCUCAGGUACAGCCUCCUCAGGUGGAGCCUCCUCAGGUACAGCCUCCUCAGGUACAGCCUCCUCAGGUAGAGCCUCCUCAGGUACAGCCUCCUCAGGUACAGCCUCCUCAGGUACAGCCUCCUCAGGUAGAGCCUCCUCAGGUAGAGCCUCCUCAGGUAGAGCCUCCUCAGGUGGAGCCUCCUCAGGUACAGCCUCCUCAGGUAGAGCCUCCUCAGGUGGAGCCUCCUCAGGUAGAGCCUCCUCAGGUAGAGCCUCCUCAGGUAGAGCCUCCUCAGGUAGAGCCUCCUCAGGUGGAGCCUCCUCAGGUAGAGCCUCCUCAGGUAGAGCCUCCUCAGGUAGAGCCUCCUCUGGUGGAGCCUCCUCAGGUAGAGCCUCCUCUGGUGGAGUCUCCUCAGGUAGAGCCUCCUCAGGUGGAGCCUCCUCAGGUAGAGCCUCGUCAGGUACAGCCUCCUCAGGUGGAGUCUCCUCAGGUAGAGCCUCCUCAGGUAGCGCCUCCUCAGGUGGAGCCUCCUCUGGUGGAGUCUCCUCAGGUAGAGCCUCCUCUGGUGGAGCCUCCUCAGGUAGAGCCUCCUCAGGUAGAGCCUCCUCAGGUAGCGCCUCCUCAGGUGGAGCCUCCUCUGGUGGAGUCUCCUCAGGUAGAGCCUCCUCAGGUGGAGCCUCCUCAGGUCCUCUGGGUGCAGGUCCUCUGGGUGCAGGUCCUCUGGGUGCAGGUUCUCUGGGUGCAGGUCCUCUGGGUGCAGGUUCCCUGGGUGCAGGUCCUCUGGGUGCAGGUCCUAUGGGUGCAGGUCCUCUGGGUGCAGGUUCUCUGGGUGCAGGUCCUCUGGGUGCAGGUCCUCUGGGCGCAGGCUGCAGCAGAGCUCCAAGGCCUGUCUCUGUAA
Knipowitschia caucasica is the source of this 1173-nucleotide messenger RNA. The record is from the annotation of a GenBank genome assembly. NCBI's taxonomy places the organism in Eukaryota, Metazoa, Chordata, Actinopteri, Gobiiformes, Gobiidae.